Prunus dulcis (almond) is the source of this 1099-nucleotide messenger RNA. Its product is annotated as 60S ribosomal protein L2, mitochondrial-like. Gene Ontology annotation, molecular function: structural constituent of ribosome; RNA binding. Bases 207 to 806 code for a protein of 199 amino acids. The transcript is spliced from 2 exons. Gene Ontology annotation, biological process: cytoplasmic translation. Gene Ontology annotation, cellular component: ribosome. The record is from RefSeq and is a predicted model, not a curated record. Lineage: Eukaryota; Viridiplantae; Streptophyta; Magnoliopsida; Rosales; Rosaceae.
UAGGCCCCGACCCUCUCUCUCUCUCUCUCUCUCUCUCUCUCUACAGCCACGACGUUUCCACUUCCCGGCUAGAAAUUGCCACCGUCCGGCCACAUUUCAGACGGUUUUUGCCGGGAAUUCUUCUUCUCCCCCUCCUCCUAACCACCCCAUCUCCAGUCCAUACAACCGCCGAAAAUUUUUCAUAAAGGCUAGAAUAAGCGGAUCGAAUGGCUCUGUGGAGAGCUCGAGCGGUUUCUUCGACCUUGUUCAAUAGGCUCCUCGGCGGCCACUUCAACGCCAUCAGCAGCACCACCACUACCUGUCGCACUCUCUCCACGGAUGUAGGUGGGGCAAGUAAUCAGUUGUUUCACUAUGAUGUCAAUUCACAAUUUGGAAGGUGCAUGCCGCUUGCCGAUAUGCACAUUCAAGCCAAAAUACACAGCAUUGAGAUGCACCCAGGUCAAGGUGGCAAGUUAGUUCGAGCACCAGGCACUUAUGCAAAGAUUUUGAAAGAACCCACUUCAAGGUGUCUAGUGAGACUGCCUUCGGGUGUUGAAAAGUGGAUUGAUUCUAAGUGCCGGGCCACGAUUGGUACAGUCCCCAGUGAAGGAAAUAAGCCUAAGAAGCUCUACAAGGCUGGGCAAAACCGGUGGUUAGGCCGCAGACCGACAGUUCGAGGAGUGGCAAUGAAUCCAGUAGAUCAUCCUCAUGGUGGAGGCGAGGGUAAGAGCAAGAGUAGUGGUUCUCAUGGAAAGGGUUCUCGAACACCUUGGGGCAAGCCUACAAAGGGUGGGUACAAGACUGGUCCCAACAAGCGUAGAAAAUAGUGUUCUAUCAUUUUCUUUGCUUUGACACUGCUGUGGAGUUUAGCUUUUUGAUGAGUUCGGAUGGCAAUAAAAGUCGCACUUAGAUGUUACUCGUCAUAAAAUAUUCGAGGUUCGUAUAAAUUUUUCCCAUGUCAAGUUUCUGUAAGUGUUUGUUGUUGGAUGAAGCUGUGUAAGUUGCUUAUUAGUUAUUUCAACUGUGUGUAAGUUGCUUAUUAGUUGUUUCAACUGUGACUAUCUUUUCAUACAUGCAUUUAUUACCUUAAGUAUUUAGUAUCAAGUAUGUUUAGUGUUGA